Molecule: messenger RNA, 1106 nt
Organism: Coregonus clupeaformis (lake whitefish)
Lineage: Eukaryota; Metazoa; Chordata; Actinopteri; Salmoniformes; Salmonidae
Gene: mrpl10
Product: mitochondrial ribosomal protein L10
Exons: 5
Coding region: 68-841 (257 amino acids)
Biological process (GO): translation
Cellular component (GO): mitochondrial large ribosomal subunit
Molecular function (GO): structural constituent of ribosome
Source: RefSeq, a predicted model, not a curated record
UAAUCGGUGUCUGACGUAUGAUGAACGCCGAUGUGCACGCCCCCCAUUCCAAUGCUUCCUGACAAAGAUGGCGGCGACCUUGUGUGGCAGGCUUUUAUCAAAACAGGGAUGGCUGCCCUUGACGCAGAGUGUCCGGCAUGGCUCUAAGGCAGUCACACGUCACAGGAAGCCCAUGCAUAUCCUCAAACAGAAGCUGAUGGCUGUCACUGAAUACAUUCCACCCAAACCUGCAGCUCCCCCUGGCGCUCUAACCCCCCGAGUCAAACCAGUUCAGGAGGAAAGUGGCCUGGUGUUGCUCUUGAAGAAGGAAUUGCAGACCAUGUUCCAGGACUGUAAGAUGAUCGCUGUGAUCCAAAACAACGCCACCAAUUCAGAGGAUAUGCUGCUUCUCAAGCACAGGCUCCACAAGCAUGGCAUCAAAAUCAAGUUUAUCCCCAACCAGGUGAUGAGGUCCUACCUGGCAGACAGCCCGUACGUUAACAUGGGGCCUCUAUUCAUCGGCCAGACAGUUCUAUUUGUUAGUAAAGAGCCAAAGGUGAAAGAAGUGCUUUUGAGUUUGAGGACCAGCCCCCAGAUGGUAUUAUUGGGGGCCUGUAUAGAGAAGAUAUUGCUGAGUCGGCAAGGGGUGUUGAACUAUGCCAAGCUGCCGUCAGUGACCGUGGUCCAGGGAGAGCUGGUGAGUGGCCUGACCAUGCUGACCUCGCAGACAGCCUCCAUGCUGCAGCGCCACCCCGCCCACCUCUCAUUGCUACUCCAGCAGUACCUCAAACAGCAGGCCCCCGCAGGCAGUACCAACGGGACCCCAGGGGAGAGCCCCCCCAAGGCAGAGGAGACUUCUUAGGUCUAGGAGAUUCAUCCCCGUGGGGGAGGGGAAGGAUGUUGGCAGCACUAUGGCUACUGGGUGUUCAUGUCUGCAGAUUUGAGGUCUGCCUCUGUGACCUGGAGGUCAUACAAUGUACAGUACAACAUGAACUGCUACAACACCUCUUGAGAGCAACUCUUGGAGAAAACAUGUUUUUGUUCAUUAUUGUGAUUACUGCUCAUGUUCUGUUCUAAAGCCUCUUUGACCGUAUAAAAAAUAAAUUAUAUCAAUGCUUAAAAUAUUG